GGCGCCUCUAACUUUUUGCAUAUGAAGUCACCUCUCGAGUCAUCAAAAUCAACAGUUUCAUUCACCUCUACAACAUAUAUUGAUAAGCCAAUCCAACACCCAUUGUGUUAUUUCUUAACCAAACGUUACAAUAAUGGUGUCUCUGAUUGAGAAAUGUGAAGUUGCGCCAUCUCCCGGCAGUGCAGCUGAAUUGACACUCCCUCUUACUUAUUUUGAUCAUGUUUGGUUAUAUUUCCACCGUAUGCGGCGGAUUUUAUUCUACAAGCUUCCUAUUUCCAGACCCGAUUUCGUCCAAACCAUUAUUCCUAGUCUUAAAAAUUCACUCUCGUUCACUCUCAAACACUAUUUACCCCUAGCUGGCAAUGUUUCUUGUCCACAAGAUUGGAGCGGUUAUCCUGAGUUGCGUUAUGUAACUGGAGAUUCUGUAUCUGUUAUUUUUUCUGAAAGUGAUAUGAAUUUCAAUUAUCUCAUUGGUAACCAUCCCCGUAAUGCUAAGGAUUUUUAUAACUUUAUUCCUCAGUUGGCGGAACCUAAGGAUGCACCUGGGUUCCAAUUAGCCCCGGUCUUAGCCAUUCAAGUGACACUUUUUCCGAAUCAUGGCAUAUCCAUUGGUUUCACUAACCAUCACGUUGCUGGUGAUGGAGCUACCAUAGUAAAGUUCGUUAGGGCAUGGGCUUUGCUCAAUAAAUUCGAUGGAGACGAACAAUUCUUAGACAAAGAGUUCAUUCCAUUUUACGAUAGGUCCGUAAUCAAAGACCCUAAUGGAGUAGGGAUGUCUAUAUGGGAUGAAAUGAAGAAAUAUAAGCACAUGAUGAAGAUGUCUGACAUUGUGACUCCUCCUGAUAAGGUUCGAAGUACAUUUAUUAUAACACGGGAUGACAUCGGGAAACUCAAGAAUUUAAUAUUGUCAAGACGACCAAACCUAACUCAUGUAACAUCUUUCACAGUAACGUGUGCUUAUGUAUGGACUUGCAUAAUAAAAUCAGAGGCUGCAAUAGGUGAAGAGAUCGACGAGAAUGGAAUGGAAUUCUUCGGAUGUGCAGCAGAUUGCAGAGCACAGUUCAAUCCACCACUUCCUCCAUCUUAUUUCGGGAAUGCCAUAGUCGGGUACGUUGCAAGAACUAGACAUGUUGACUUAGCAGGAAAGGAAGGUUUUACAAUUGCUGUGGAAUUAAUUGGAGAAGCUAUUCAGAAAAGGAUGAAGGAUGAGGAAUGGAUCUUGAGUGGUGGUUGGUUUAAAGAAUAUGACAAAGUAGAUGCAAAACGGUCGCUUUCAGUUGCUGGAUCACCAAAGCUUGACUUAUAUGCUGCUGAUUUUGGUUGGGGUAGGGCAGAAAAAUUAGAGUUCGUUUCCAUUGACAGUGGUGAUAGCAUAUCAAUGUCCCUUAGUAAGUCCAAAGACUCAGAUGGAGAUCUAGAGAUUGGUUUGUCUUUGUCCAAAACUCGAAUGAAUGCUUUUGCUGCUAUGUUCACUCACGGGCUUAGCUUUCUGUAGCAAGCCUGGCUAAAGUUAUAUUUUUACCACAAAAUGUAGAGUUGCAUUUGCUUAUUUUAGUGGAGUGAUUAAAAUACUUCAAAUUGUAGCUGCAAUACUUGGACAAUUUGGUACUCCCUCCGUUCACUUU
Nicotiana attenuata is the source of this 1625-nucleotide messenger RNA. RefSeq names its product malonyl-coenzyme:anthocyanin 5-O-glucoside-6'''-O-malonyltransferase-like. The record is from RefSeq and is a predicted model, not a curated record. Bases 134 to 1495 code for a protein of 453 amino acids. NCBI's taxonomy places the organism in Eukaryota, Viridiplantae, Streptophyta, Magnoliopsida, Solanales, Solanaceae. The transcript has a single exon.